CUCGUUUUCUACAACCACUUCCUUCGUUUACCAACCUCCAAUUCAAUAUGAAGUUCUCCACCGUCCUCCCCUUCGCCGCCGGCGUCCUCGCCCAACUCGAAACAACCAGCAUCGACCUCGGGUCCGCGACCUCCGCCCUUGAGUCUGCUGCGUCAGCUACCUCCGCCCCCGAGUCCAGCUUGACUUCUCUGGAUGUUUCGGCUACCUCCGCCCCCGAGUCCAGCUUGACUUCUCUGGAUGUUUCGGCUACCUCCGCUCUCUCCUCCGCUCUGGAGAGUCUGAGCUCCGCCACUGGCGACGAUUCUUCGUCAACUACCGCCACCGAGGCCUCGACGACUGACUCCAGCUCUGCCUCUGACGCCUCGAGCACUGACACCACGUCCACGGAUUCCUCAGCCACGGAGACUACCUCCACUGAGUCGUCCUCGGAGACUGUCACGACCACCACCGACGGCGCCACCGACCCUACGGAUAUCUCGACCACCUUGCCCGUCGUUAUCACCACCUCCACGUCGGCAGGCCUCAACACGAGCAGCACUACCAUCUCUCCCAACGGUACUACAACCUCCACCUCCGCGUCAUCCGCAACCACCACUACCGCAGCUCCCCUAGCCACUCUCGCGACCUUCACUCUUGAGAUUGAGGGCAUCAUUGGUCUUGACGGUGCCAUCGGCGCUGUUCGCCUUGGCUUCUUCCAGUUCGCCAUCGACUUCACUGCUUCCAUCCUGGCCCUUCUCGAAGACGGAAGCGUUGUCGACGGCGCCGGCCUCGCAUUCAGUGUGCCCUCCAGCCGUGGACUCCGCAGGAGACAAGAGUCUGCCGCUGGAUCCAGAAUCUUCCUCAUUGACCCAGCCGAUGCCGACUACGAGACUUGUGUCUGCUCUUUGUCUGAUACCAACGAACUCAACUGCGACUGCGACGGACUCACUGGCUUCCAGGUCGGUACCACGGAUCCAUACGUCGGCAUCCUCGGCAUCGGUGAUGUUGACGCUGAUGGCUUUGUCGACUUCAUCCCCGUUGUUGUGAUCGAUGAGGACAACACUUCCACCACUACCACAGGCACAGCAGGCGGCGAUGCUACCCUCACUGCACCAAUCUACGGGUCUACCGGAGGCGCGGGCGCUCCGUCUUACUCCACAGAAGUCGUCGACCAGUUUACUACUUACUGCCCCCACCCGACUACCCUCACAUAUGCCAGCCAGACCUACGUCGUGACCGAGGCUACUACCCUUACUGUCACCAACUGCCCAUGCACCAUCACCAAGCCAGUCGAGAACGGCGCAGUUGCAACUCACCCUGCUGGAGGCAAUGCUGGCAAUGGCGGUGCGGCGAACGGCGGAGAUGCUGCCAACGGCUCGGGCUCUGCCUCUGGAUCGGGCGCUGCUCCCGUCUACCCUGCCGGUGGCAACAACGGCGGAAGCGGUGCCGACCAGGCUCCCGCUGCAGGCAGCGGAAACGGUGCUCAGACCGGAGCCGCUGGCGCGUCGGGCUCAGGAGAUUCCGCAGUUCAACAGAUCGGUGACGGGCAGAUCCAGAACCCAGCCAACGGCGGUGCGGCUUCCCCUGCUGGCGGUGCUGGAUCCCCUGCUGGCGGUGCUGGAUCUCCUGCUGGCGGUGCGGCUUCCCCUGCUGGCGGUGCUGGAUCUCCUGCUGGUGAUGCUUCUCCCGCGUCAGGCAACGCUAUUCAGCAGAUUGGUGACGGACAGAUCCAGAACCCAGCCAACGGCGGUGCGGCUUCCCCUGCUGGCGGUGCGGCUUCCCCCGCUGGCGGUGCGGCUUCCCCCGCUGGCGGUGCGGCUUCCCCCGCUGGCGGUGCGGCUUCCCCCGCUGGCGGUGCUGGAUCCCCUGCUGGUGGUAACUCUGGUGCAUCCUCCUCCACCCCCGAGGCCUACCAGGGCGCUGCCUCUUCCAUCCAGGCCAGCUUCGGGUUCGCCGUGGCUAUGAUGGCCGUCGCCGCUUUCUAAAUCAUUGGCGCGCAGCUUGAUGACUUGAUUUGAGGGGAAGAGAAGGAGAAAUUGAAGAACAGGAAGAAGAAGAGAGACGAGUCUGUGGACGAUUAAUGUAUAUCCCGUCCCUGCUGUAGACGGAUGUGGUGUUGGAUUUCUUACCUUUCUUAUUCAUUCGACUAUUUUUAUGAUGCAGUAUAGUCUAUACUUCUAUAUACAUAUACUUACUGCUGAAGAUUUUUAGUCACAUUCGUGGAGGAUGUGCGAUAUCCUAC
Zymoseptoria tritici IPO323 is the source of this 2221-nucleotide messenger RNA. RefSeq names its product flocullin (gene FLC). The coding region runs from base 48 to 1964 and encodes 638 amino acids. The transcript is spliced from 3 exons. The record is from RefSeq and is a predicted model, not a curated record. NCBI's taxonomy places the organism in Eukaryota, Fungi, Ascomycota, Dothideomycetes, Mycosphaerellales, Mycosphaerellaceae.